UUACAAGCAAUAAGCUCCGGAGUCUCAACUCCCGAGAACAAAUGGCAGUGAGGCAGGUCUGAGUGGGCACUAUCAGCAGGACUGACGGUGAGGGAGUUCCCAUUCUGAGUUGCCAAACAACGAGGUCCUUCCUGUCUCUUCACUUACUCAAUUUUUUCCUUUUUUCUUAUUGUCCAAAGUCUCGAAAACCAGACACAAUUUUUCUGUUACUGAUCACUGCCUUGAUAUUUGCAAAACCAUUGCCCUUUUUCUUCCCAAAUUUACCAAAACCGACGGCGCUAAGUCCUCCUUGUUGCACUUCAUUACCCCUCUUCGAUUUUCAGUGAGAGGUGUGAAGAAUGGAGUUUAAGCAGAACCAGUGGAAGGUCAGAACGAAGGAGAGAGCUCUGAGUGUGGGCGGCAAAGACUUUGUUCUGUGAGAAGCGUUGUCAUUUACUUGUUGCUAAGGCGGUGGAAGAAAAACAUGCAGAGGAAGAGUGAAAGUGGAGUUGGGGCUAACUUGGGUCCCCAGAUGACGAAGAGAAAGAGACUCGAUGGUGAAGAAAAUUCAGAAUCAAUGGUGCUUGGAAAGGUUCCUGAUGUGGGUCUUGAUAUUGAAGGGGUUCAGGGCUGGUUUGGUGAAGGGAAUUCAGAUGUUUUCAGGUGGUUAGAUGAAGUUGGGGAGGCUAAUGUUAGAGAAAAUUUGCAGCUUUGGCCUGGUGAAGCUGCACGUGGGAAUGGUGGUCAGGUUCUUGGCGGUUAUGGUGGAGAAUUUGGUACAAAUGGAGUCCUGGGUUUUGAUGGUAAAGCUUUCAGACUUUGGGAUGGUAAAGAUAGUGGUGCAGAAACUCAGGUGGGCAAGUCAGGUAGGGAUUCUGGUGAAAAUGGUGUUAUGGGUCUUGGUUGUGAAGCAACUCGAGCCCUAUUCGGUGAAGUUAGUGCUGUUAAUGCUGAUGUCGGUUCUUCUGGUCAAGGAAUUCAUGGCUUCGAUGGUAAAAUUGGGGUUGUGGGUUCUACUGGAGAAGAAAUCCAAGGUGUACUAGGUGAAGUCAGCGGUAGAAAUGUUGAUAUAAACCUUGGUGGUGAAGGCAUCAAGGAACUUUUUGGUGAAUGCGAAAAUGGGGCUAUUGGAUCCAGUAGUGGAGUGAUUCCAGGUCUAUUCGAUGGUGUUGCUAGUGCAAAUAAGGAUUUGAGUUUUGAUGGUGAAGGGGUUCCGUGCUGGUGUGGUGAAGCUGGAUGUACAAGCAUUGAUGGCAAAGGAAUUCAGGGGCUGUUUGGUGAGAUUGCGUUUGCCAAUGGUGGUGAAGGAAUUGAACAUAGGUAUUCUGAGAAGGUAGAUGGAAAUGGACCAAAUGGUGUUCCAGAUGAGGAAAGAAUGACCAAGGUUAAAUUGGGUAGGCCAAAGGGAUCAAAGAAUAAGAAGAAAAUUGGUGCUGUUGAAGCUGUAAACCAAGGCUCAAGUGAAGUUGGUGCUACUGGAGAUGAUACGGGUACCUCGAAACGGAAGCGAGGGCGACCAAAGGGUUCAAAAAGUAAGAAGAAACAUCAAGUUGAGGAAAAUCGUAUCAUAUUUAACAAAGCUGUGGUUGGUAACGAUGGUGGUGUUGGGAAUGUUUUUCUAAGAGGUUCAGAGAAUGAGAAGGUCGCUGUUAUGGGUGAGGAAAAAGUGAAAAUGCCUGAUGAGACCGCUGAUAGCAGCGGGGGAGGAAAUGGAAAUACCUGCACAAAGGUUGAGCAUAAUUGGCUGAAGGGUUUUAAUAACAAGAACAAAUUUGUAGGAGGUGGGGAAUGUAUUGAGGCUUUGGACCAAGCUGAGAUUGUGCAGCAAAAGGAUAUUCAGAAUUGCCCUGAGAGUUUAAAGAAUAAGAAAGAAGAUGAUGUGAGCAUAGAAAAUCCACAAUUGCCGGUUCAAAUGUGGGGCAGUAAUGAUACUGGUGUUGAGACAGUUACCUCUUCAGGGUUGAAUAAUGAAAGGACUGCUCAAGGAGGCAUGAAGAACAGAGAAAUGCCUGGUGAAGGUGCUGCUGGAGAGGGUGGACUGGUCACAUCAAAGCCUAGGCGUGGCAGACCAAAGGGUUCAAAGAGUAAUAAAAUAAAAAGUCUUCCUGGUGGUAAUCCGGAAAUGGCUACUGAAAUGGAGGGUUGUAAUGAUGGGGAUGACAAGAUAAUUGGACCUAUGGUUUUGCUGGGUGAGGGUAUUUCUACGUCAGGUGGAGAAGGUAGAACAAUGCUUAGAGAAUCCAUUGGAGGUGUUGGAUCAGCAAGUGAGAUUUUUAAGCUGACAGAUUUCAAGAGCAAACAUACAAUUUUUGCAGGUAAUAGUCAGGAAUUUCCUGGUAAUAUUUUGGGAGCCAAUGACAAUGGUGGUAACAAAGAUAGAGGUGUUUCGAACAUGAUGACUGCCCUUUUUAAUGAAGAAGUAAGAGCCACAUCCGGUGAGGCCAUUGUUGGUAGUAGAGAGGUGAAUGAAAGCAUAAAGCCCGAGGGUAGGUGUGACCCACCAAAGUUCUUGGAGAACAAGCAAAAUGAUCUUGAAGGAGAUAAUAAGGAAAUGCUUUGUGAUAGCAUGCUUGGCCACCAUUUUGAUGAUAAUUCAUUUAGGUUUUUGGCUUUGGAGAAUGGGAAGGCUGUUUUCUCAGCUGAAGGAGAUAGGGCAAUGCCUGUUGAGGCCACAUUUGGUAAUGGGGAGGGAAGUCAAGUUGUUAGGCCUAAGGGUAGACGUGGCAGACCAAAGGGUUCUAUGCAUAUGAAGAAAAGCCUUGAACCUUACAGGUGGGAAUUGCCUUAUGAAAAUGUAGAUAUCAAUGAUUGUGUUGAGAAUUUGGUGUCUAAUGAGGUCAAUGGUCAUAGUGAAAAGGAAAGCAGAAUUAUAAAGGCUAAGAAAAGGCGUGGCCGACCAAAGGGUUCAAACAAUAAGAAGAAAAUUCUUUAUUCUGAAGAAGUUGUUGGAUGUUUAGGUGAAUAUAAGAUGUUACAUCGAAAAAAUAAGAGAGGCCGGCCAAAGGGUUCAAAGAAUAAGCAAAAAUGUCUUCCAGCUGAUGAAAAUAAGGUAGUGAACAAUGAAAUUGGGGGCUGCAACAAUAGCAAGGGCAAUUUUUGUCUGACUGGUUUUCAGACUGAUAGGAGUGCUGUUGUUGAUGAGGAAGUAGGGAAAAUGGCUAUUCAAGCUACUGCUGGUGAUGAAGCAAGACAAGAGAAUGCUCAGCCAAAGGGUAAGCGAGGUCGACCAAAAGGUUCAAAGAAAAAGAAUCCAAUUGCUGUUUCUAAAGAACAAAGCCAAAUACUUCUUCAAAUAGAAUCCAAGGGAGAUGAAUUAGCAGGUAACUCUGGCAAUGCUUGCAAAAGGCAUAGAGGACGGCCAAGGAAGUACAGCGACCAACCAGACAAUUCAGAAUCAUUGGACAUUACUGAAAGGCAAAAGGUACAGAGGAGUUUGAUGUGCCACCAGUGUUUGAAAAGCCAAAACAACGGUGUUGUUGUUUGUUCCAACUGCAGAAGAAAACGCUAUUGCUAUGACUGCCUUGCAAAGUGGUACCCAGAGAAAACACGGGAGCAGAUAGAGAUUGCAUGUCCAUUUUGUCGUGGUAAUUGUAAUUGCAGAUUAUGCCUCAAAGAAGUAGUUGUGCUGUCUAGGACUGGCAAAGCGGAUGCAACUACCAAAUUGCCAAAGCUUCUUUACUUACUAGAUAAGACUUUGCCUCUCCUGAAACAUAUUCAACAGGAGCAGAGCUCUGAACUGGAUGUGGAGGCAAGAACUCGUGGUGCUCCAUUGACAGAAGAGGAUGUAUUACAAUCCUUACUUGAUGAUGAUGAUCGACUCUAUUGUGACAACUGCAAUACAUCAAUUGUCGAUUUCCACAGAAGCUGCCCCAAUCCUGAUUGUUCUUAUGAUCUCUGUCUCUCUUGCUGUUGGGAAAUUAGAAAAGGAUCUCAGCCUGGAGGUAAUGAGGCUGAAUCUCCACACCAUCAAUUUGUUGAAAGAAUACAUGGUCAAGGUACGCAAAUGGAUGACCAGAUAACUGCAAAUGGUAAAAGAUUUGGUUGGGAGAAUCAAGUACCCCAUCUAGAAAACAAGUGUGUAGCUGAAUCAUUGUUUGAUUUUUCUGAUUGGAGGGCAGAGGCUGAUGGAAGGAUUCCUUGCCCUCCUGAGGCAUUGGGGGGUUGUGGUACUGAGAUUCUUGUACUGAAACGUGUUUUUGAAGCUAAUAUGAUUAAAGAGUUGAUUACAAGUGCCGAGGAACUUACUAGUAAUUAUAAGCCACGUGAUAUUGAUAGUUUUCAAGGAUGUUGUUUGUGUCGUCCCUUCAUUUCCACUGACUACAGAAUGAAAGAUUUUGAAGUGAGGAAGGCAGCAGAUAGGGAGAAAAGUGAUGAUAACUUUCUUUACUGUCCAAAUGCUCUUCGGCUGGGAGACAAUGAAAUUGAGCAUUUUCAAAUGCAUUGGACAAGAGGGGAACCUGUUAUCGUUAGAAAUGUGCUUGAAAAAACUUCUGGUUUGAGUUGGGAACCAAUGGUUAUGUGGAGGGCUCUUAGAGGUGCUCAAAGAAUAUUAAAAGAGGAAGCACAAAAGGUUAAAGCCAUUGAUUGCCUGGAUUGGUGCGAGGUUGAAAUUAAUAUUUUACAGUUCUUCAAGGGCUACUUAGAGGGGCGAAGGUAUAAAAAUGGGUGGCCAGAGAUGCUGAAGCUGAAGGAUUGGCCCCCAUCGAAUUCAUUUGAAGAAUGUUUGCCAAGGCACGGUGCUGAAUUCAUAGCCAUGCUUCCCUUUAGUGAAUAUACCCAUCCAAAAUCUGGUCUUUUAAACCUAGCUACAAGGCUUCCUGCUGUCUUGAAGCCAGACUUAGGACCCAAAACAUACAUUGCUUAUGGAUCUAUGGAAGAACUUGGCAGAGGUGAUUCAGUGACUAAACUACAUUGUGACAUCUCUGAUGCGGUUAAUGUACUCACUCACAUGAAAGAAGUGAAGCUUCCCCCAUGGCAAAGUGAAAUCAUAGACAAAUUGCAAAAGCAAUAUGAAGAUGAAGAUAAUAAUCAGAUUUGUGGUGUGAUGCAGAAAGCAUCAGGGAAAUGUGGAAGGAAGCCAAGGAAAAGUCCUUGUAGAGAUGAGAGUAUAGAUCCUGAAUUAUUUCAAAAAGGGGAAACAAUUGAGAGUGACUCCUCUCUAGAACGGUUGUAUAUACAAGAAAUGAAAUUGGAUGAACAAGAAAGUAAAUCCCAAGCAUUGGAUGGAUCCAGUAGCAUUCAGUUUCCUCAGAAAUGUUCUGCUUCCGCAGGAACUACAGUAACUGAAAAUACAAAGCAGUUGGUUGGAAAUGCAGAGAGAAUGGUGCCUUGUUAUGAUCCACAUAUGCUUGAUUCCAGCUCCUUGUGGUACAAUGAUUGGGAGAAGAUGAAUCCUGUGCUUAAGAAACAGGAUGAGGUGAAAGGAUAUUCUGCAGAAUGUAGUGACAUUGUCAGGGGUGAGUUGUUACCUAAAGGCAUGCAUAUGGAUGCAUCUGAUGAUCAUGGAAUGGACGAAAUUUUGGGAUUGAAUUUGGAAAAGAAUAACUAUCAUUCGCUCAAUCAACAUGAUAAAUGUACCGGGCUUGUUGGUUUAGCAGCGGAAACAAAGGAUUUGGGAUCAGUUGAUUUAAAUACAGUUAUGACUAGUAAAAUUCUGGCGGAAAACCAUGCUGCAAAACAUCUAUAUGGUGGUGCUGUUUGGGACAUUUUUCGUAGGCAAGAUGUACCCAAGCUAAUUGAGUACUUGAAGAAGCAUCAGCAUGAAUUUCUUCAUAUCAGUAAUCUUCCUGUGAAUUCUGUUGUUCAUCCUAUUCAUGACCAGACCUUUUAUCUAAAUGAAAGACAUAAGAGGCAACUGAAGGAGGAGUUCAAUGUUGAACCUUGGACAUUUGAGCAACACCUUGGUGAGGCUGUUUUCAUCCCAGCAGGGUGUCCACAUCAAGUGAGGAAUAGACAGUCAUGCAUAAAAGUGGCCCUUGAUUUUGUAUCCCCUGACAAUGUUCAAGAAUGCAUUCGGUUGACAGAAGAGUUCCGUAUGCUUCCAAAGAACCAUAGAGCUAAAGAAGAUAAACUAGAGAUAAAGAAGAUGACACUGUAUGCUGUAAAGGUUGCUGUAAGUGAAGCCAAUAAUCUGAUUUCUGGACUUGAGUCAUCAAAUGAAGACAAGCAAAUCCAAGAGCAUUUACCUUAAAUGGAAGUGUUCUCUGUAAAUAGCACCUCCUAUGGAAAAUGGUUGACGAUGAAAGGAUCUGGUGCUAAUUGGUUAGGUACAGAAUAGUUUUCUGGCUGACCUACAUGUUAGUUGUGCAGUGCAGAUUAGUUUCUGGUGUUGUAUAUCAAACCUUGAUAUAAGCUCUAAUUUUGGAUGCUGCAAUGUAUAUCUUUCAUUAAGCAUGUUGUCACAAUUAUUUUCUUACCCUAAUGUCAGUGUCUUUAGAUUUUCUGGACUUGUUUGUUGCCCUAGGAAUCAAGAGGUUUUAAGUUUUGUAGCACUGUUGUAUUGUUUUAGUUAUUCCUUGUGAUUUAUAUUUA
This is a messenger RNA of Manihot esculenta (cassava), 6510 nucleotides long. RefSeq lists its product as uncharacterized. The transcript has 14 exons. The record is from RefSeq and is a predicted model, not a curated record. Lineage: Eukaryota; Viridiplantae; Streptophyta; Magnoliopsida; Malpighiales; Euphorbiaceae. Bases 464 to 6169 code for a protein of 1901 amino acids. Gene Ontology annotation, biological process: regulation of transcription by RNA polymerase II. Gene Ontology annotation, molecular function: chromatin DNA binding; transcription coregulator activity; histone H3K9 demethylase activity. Gene Ontology annotation, cellular component: histone deacetylase complex; chromatin.